Rhincodon typus (whale shark) is the source of this 1605-nucleotide messenger RNA. RefSeq names its product protein Wnt-6-like. The record is from RefSeq and is a predicted model, not a curated record. The transcript has 3 exons. Gene Ontology annotation, molecular function: frizzled binding; cytokine activity. Gene Ontology annotation, biological process: cell fate commitment; multicellular organism development; neuron differentiation. Gene Ontology annotation, cellular component: extracellular region. NCBI's taxonomy places the organism in Eukaryota, Metazoa, Chordata, Chondrichthyes, Orectolobiformes, Rhincodontidae. The coding region runs from base 16 to 978 and encodes 320 amino acids.
GGAAGUCCCCUGGUGAUGGACCCAAACAGCAUCUGCCGGAAAACCAAGCGGUUGGCAGGGAAGCAGGCUGAACUGUGCCAAACUGAGCCGGAGAUCGUGAGUGAGGUGGCGAAAGGAGCCAGGCUGGGAGUACGGGAAUGCCAGUUCCAGUUCCGAAGCCGGAGGUGGAACUGUACCAUCCACAACAAAUACUUCCGAAAAAUCCUGCAGCAAGAUAUCCGGGAGACGGCCUUUGUGUAUGCCAUCACCUCCGCUGGCGUGACGCACACUGUGACUCAGGCUUGCAGCAUGGGUGAGCUGCUACAGUGCGGUUGUGACAGGUCCCGCAACCAUUCUCCCCCGCUGCCUGGCGCGGGCACCAGGACAGAGGGCACAGCCUGGGAGUGGGGAGGCUGCGGCGAUGACGUGGAGUUCGGCUAUGAGAAAUCCAAGCAGUUCAUGGACGCCAGGAAGAAAAAGGGCAAGAGCGACAUAAGGACGCUGGUGGACCUGCACAACAACGAGGCUGGAAGGCUGGCUGUGAAGAAUUACAUGAGAACCGAAUGCAAAUGUCACGGACUCUCGGGUUCUUGCACCCUCAGGACGUGUUGGAAGAAAAUGCCUAAUCUUCGUGAAGUGGGCACCAGGCUCCUGGAUCGCUUCAAUGGCGCUUUCAAAGUGAUGGGAGGCAACAACGGGAAGAGCCUCAUCCCAGUCGGUCAGAACAUCAAGCCCCCCGACAAGCACGACCUGGUGUAUUCCGCCAACUCUCCCGAUUUCUGCCUGCCCAACCGCAAGACUGGCUCGCCUGGCACCCGGGGCAGGACCUGCAACAGCACGGCGCUGGAUGUGAGCGGUUGUGAUCUGCUGUGCUGCGGGAGGGGUUACAGGGAGCAGACGGUGGUGGUGGAGGAGAACUGCCUGUGCCGCUUCCACUGGUGCUGCGUGGUCCAAUGCAAGAAAUGCACCACCCGCAGCCAGCUGAGCCUCUGCUUGUGACUGACCAGGCACUGUGGUUGGAUGGGAGAGGAGCGAUGCAAUUGCUGAAAACUCCCAUUGGCAACCUGCAUUGAGAAGACAUUAACCGUGAGCCUUAAACCCUGCUGAGCUUCUUCCCUGCCAGGUGGAGGCUGCAGGAAAGCAAGCCCCACGCUUCUAUGACCUACUUUGUUACAACUUAGGCAAGACAUGGAGGAAAUCUCACGAAAGACACAGCCUGAGAACUCAAAGCUUGUUGCAAUUAGACAACUGUGGCAAUGAACAAACAACUUCAUUUCAAACUGGUGCGGGCGACAGAGGUGUGGGUUUUAAAUAAACGUGUUGGGGGGGUGGUGCAUUAUUCAAAAGGUGUGUGAUGCACAAGAACCUUUUGAGAAAGUGGACCUCCUUGGCUUCCCACUGACUGAACAGCUUAAACAUUAAUCUGUGACCUGAAAAACAAGAGGAGAGGUGAAAUCUUAAAUAAGGCCGGAUUGACAGAAAUCGCAAGUGGUAUGCAUAGCACAUACAUUUGAUAAGAAGCCCAAAACAUUUGCAUUUAUUUCUUGUGUGCGUGUGAGAGUAGGUGUGUGCUUUUGAGUUUGUGUGUGUGUGUGUUUGUGUUUGUGUGUGUUUGUGUUUGUGUGU